Molecule: messenger RNA, 528 nt
Organism: Meloidogyne enterolobii
Lineage: Eukaryota; Metazoa; Nematoda; Chromadorea; Rhabditida; Meloidogynidae
Source: the annotation of a GenBank genome assembly
UAUUCGAAGGGUCUUUGUGUAUUAAGUGACAAUACUGUACUAAAAUGGGAACCCACAAAGGAUAGAAUGUGUCGAUAUAUCAAGAUUGGGACUUGGGAAGGAAAAUUUUUAGAUAACACCUGGUUGUCGGAUGACGCACAAUUAGCACUUCAUUUCGCUAAACCAACUCCAAAAUUUUGGGAUUGCAGUAACAUUCUAGAAAUUUCCGAACAAGGACUAGCUACAGUUACUAGGAGUCGCUCUAAAAGAAGCGUCAGUAACCAAAAACUUAGCUUAGUAACAUCACCUGAAAUGGCAGCGAAGCUAACAUAUUUAGACAAAGAAAUGGCUGACACUCUAACAUUUACUUUCACGCAUUCGCUUAAAACCUUUUGCCAAAAUUUGGAUCUAGUUAAGAAAUGGGCACUUGCUGCAUAUUUGUCCAACCCAACGGGCUUAGCUAGAAUGAUAUUUGAAAAUGACUAUGUCACGGCAAAACGAGAAGGGUCAUCACUACUGCGUGUAUGGCCAUCGAAUGUUUCGACUUAA